This is a messenger RNA of Effrenium voratum, 3603 nucleotides long. The record is from the annotation of a GenBank genome assembly. NCBI's taxonomy places the organism in Eukaryota, Dinophyceae, Suessiales, Symbiodiniaceae.
AUGAGCAAUGACACCAUCAUCAGACGAUGGUCAGCAGUGGUCAGGCACAUCCUACACCUCGCAAGGACGUGCUGGCGGACUUUACGGGUGGCGGUGAGACUGGGCAUCGUGGAGUACGAGAUCUACAACCAGGUGGUUCUCGAGGGCGAUGGUGGCCUGGUCAACGCCAGAAAGAGGGAGGCCAAAAACAAGCUCUACAAGGAAAUGGAGACAAGGCAGCAGACAUGCCACCACCCGGCGUUCCACAGGUACGGCAACCGCCACGGGUCCUACGCAAACAGGGCGGCCAAUGCCUACAGCGACACGACCGAGGCCUACGGCAUCGGACUACCUGGGGGAGCCCCACAUGUUCCGAGCUCCUCGUCGGUCACGAGCGCCAUCUAUGACAUCCUCGGCGGCAGGCCAUGGACUGAACGACCCGGAGGAGAUGCCGGACUUCGACGACCAGAUGAGCCACAGCGCGUUCCAGUAUCUGGACGACUUCCAACCGGUCGACUCAAGAGACUUGGAGGAAGUGCGAUGAAGUCGGUGAACAUCCUCGAGAAGGAGGUCAUGAUUCUGAACAGCCUGCCGACCGCAGCGGACCGGAAGUUCGGCUUCGACCUUUGCGAAGCCUUUGCGGGUACUGCGAAGGCUACGCAGACAGCACAGCGAUAUGGACUCCAUGCACUACAACCCUUUGAGCGAGACCUCGGGACUGACUUGAACACGUCCGAGGGCAAGAAGCUCUUCGAGCACGCGGUCUACAAUCUCGGACCGUUGCUGGUCUUGGCAGGGUGCAGAUGCACCCACUGGAGCGUCAUGAACGAGAACUGCAACUACGCCCACAGGAUGGAAGAACUCAUGAUGCUCCGGGACGCGGAAAGCCCUUUGCUGAGAUGGUUUUGUAAGACAUUGGCCAAGCACGUGACCAUGGGUGGCCUCAUCCUGCUGGAGAACCCGAAGCGCAGCAGGUUUUGGGAAGAGAAGGCCGUGAAGGAGCUCAUCAGCAUGGAGAAUAUGAUCCUCGUCGACUGCGACGCGGGGGCGUUCGGCGGGAAGGAUCUUGAUGGCUAUGACAUCAUCAAGACCUACCGAUUCCUCACCAACAGCCAGGACAUCGCCGACCGGGAAUGCCGACCCCUCGAGGGCAAGAACGUCACCUUUUCGCAGGUCUACCCGGACAAGUUAGUCGACGCAAUUAUGAAGGGGCUCCAGGCCGAGGCACGGAGGAGAGCACCUACUCGCUUCGACACCCACGAGGUGAUGGUCGCAGAACCGGUGGAGGACUUCACGGCAUGGGGUCAGAUCCUGGAGGAGGUGAGGAAGAUCUUUAUGAAAAGUACGACCAAGGCUAUGAACUUGGAGCAGGGCACGGAGCUCUUCAAGAAGAUCUCGCGCCUCAUACCCUGGGAGCUUACAAGGGUGCAGGUCGCGGUGACUCCUAUGGCGAGACGGCUGCCGAGAGACAUCAACUACUCUCAUCGCGGGGCGGUCCUCCUCCUCUCGGAUGGCAAAAUGAUGAUAGAGGUGGAGGACGUGCGACAAGUGCAGUUUCCUAAGGCCCGCUUUGAGAACCCCAUCUCGGCCGCAAUCUUCUUCUACGGGUUCACCGAGGAAGAUGCUCCUCCUCAAGGACAACCAGCGCCAGAAGAUCCUCUUCUACCGGUGGUGGGACUUAGGACGGACAUCACCUUCCCCGGGAUCCCUUUGAACGUCAGCAAGGAGGUGAGGGCGUCAGUGGCCAGGCUUCAUGUCAACGCUGGGCACCCGAGCAAGCAGGAACUCAAACGGUUGCUUGCUGCCCAUGGAGCGCUGAACCUGCCGGUGGUCACGGCCUUGGAACACAUCAAAUGCGGGAGCUGUGAGAGAACGGCAAAGCACCUGCAACCACGACCAGCAGCUCUUCCAACCUUCCAGGGGCAGUUUGCUGAGCGACUUCAAGCAGAUUUGGUUUACAUCCGCGACCUUUCGGGCACCAAUCACGCGCAGCAGCAGAUGGGCGCACUGCCGCAACCAGAGGGCAGCAUUCCCACAGCCAUGACAGACGACGGGCACUCAAGCAUCCCACUUGCCGGAGACAUGCAAGUGACGACACCUGACGGCAUGCGCAUGACCAAGCACAACCGGCCAUGGACCACGCUCAUCACCACUUGGCAUGAGACUACCUUCCACCUGAACGAUGGGACGGUAACCCUGAGCACAAGAGCUUUGGCCGCGACCGUGGAAAAGGACAUCGAGACGUCCGACAGCUCCGACGACGGCAACCAGGAACCUACGGUGGCCAAGAUGACACGGAAAGAGCGGAAGGCCUUGGACAGGGAGAUACCCUGGAGAACCAUGAUGAGAGGAGACGCCACCAACGUGAAGGCCAACCGCAAAGAGUACGAGUCAUGGCGGAGCUGGGGCACCAUCACGCCCCUGGAUGACAAGGAGGCGGACGAGGUGCUGAAGUGUCCAACGCUGAGGCGCCGGGUGAUCCCCUCGCGCAACGCCGAAAUGCCGGACUUGGCUGCCUGGGCCCCGACCUCUCCCAGCUCGACCGAUCAUCUCCGACUCCCACCAAAGUUUGCGGAGCUGACGGUGAUCCAGGUGGCGGCUUCUGGACUUUGUCGACAGGUGGAGUUGACGGGCAUGGAGUGGGGCCUAUGGGGAGGAGAUGUGGCUACGGCCUUUCUGCAGGGCGAACCUGAUGCACGGGAGCUUCCGCUGUUUUUGAGACCGCCCCGUGAUGAGCUGCAGAGGAGGGCAAAGUCAUUUCCUCACCGGCUGUACUCCAUCGAAGGAAAUCUUUAUGGAUUUGCUUCGGCACCAAAGACAUGGAUCAAGCAUGUGGUGCGAACCCUCACUGUGGCGCAGUUCUUGACGCACCGGUUGGAUCACAUGUGCUUCUACAAGCGGUGCUCACGUGGCUAUCUACAAGUCAUACUGAUAGUGCACGUGGACGACUUUUUGGUCGCUUUCCGCAAGGACUACAACAUGGACGAGCUCCUGGGCAUGUUCACUUGGGGCAACAAGGCCUACUUGGAGAAGGGCAAACCUCUCACCUUUAGAGGAAAGCAGAUCUCCUUGGACACCGUCAACGGCAAGGACGUCAUUAAGGUGACCCAGACGGAGUUCAUCCAGGAGAUGGAAUGCGGCAGCAUCAAGAGAGUUCAAGAGCGUGUCAGUGGCUUGGAGGACAAUCCCGACCAGACCUUUGCAGCCAAGCCGACCAACCUUCGGGACGUUCUGGAGGGCAUCAAGGUGGCCAAGGAGACCAUGACGGAUGGCUUCACCUUCCAAGGCAUCCCGCUGAACCGAGCUACGACGCUCGUGGGCUUCGGGGAUUCCAGCUGGGCCAACGCGGAGGGACACAAGUCCCAAAUGGGAGUGGUGGUGGUCAUCACCAUCCCGGACUGCUUGGAACGGACCACGAUGGCUUCCGUUCUGGAUUGGCAAAGCGCGCGGUCACCGCGAGUCACGCGGUCGACGCUCGCAUCGGAGGCGAACAGCAUGGACCAGUGCGUGGACAGGAUGGUCUACGCUAAUUACUUCCUGAGCGAGGUGCUGUUCGAUGGCCAGCAACCUGGAGCUCACCUGAGGCAGUUUCAAGCGACAGAUUGCAAGCUUGAUGUGGGCUGA